AAUGCUGUUCUUUCAUUUCAGUACCUACUUAGCCUUCAAGUGCAUCACCAAUGUGAUUAAAACUCUUCUUUCUGAGUUUUCAAAGUUUUGAUUUUUGAGGAAUUGAAGAACUUCAACAUAAAUCACUUUCUUUUUUAUUAGAAUUAAAGAUCAAUAAUUUCUAAUUUCUGUUUAUUUUACGUAUUGAGUGAUAACAGUGACUGAACAAUUGAUAAGAAAGUUUAAAGUGAAAUGUCGGUUACAGUUUGUGGACAGGACGAAAAUGUUGAAAGAUGUCAAGAUGGCUUAGUGAAGCUUAAAAAUGCCGAGGUUGAGCAAAUGAGCAAGGAUAUUUUAUACCACCUUGGAUUUGACACUAAUUCUGAUGAUUUGGAGAAAUUAUUUGGGGAUGUGAAGUUUGUUUGCACAGGAGGAACUGAUUUUCGCAUGAGAGAAUUCGCUUAUUAUAUUGAAAAAGAACUUGCUGAUCUGCUAGAUAGAGGAACGACUGUAAUCGACUAUUCUAAAAGAUCACAUCGAUAUGGCAUGUAUAAAGUGGGCCCAGUACUCUCUGUCAGUCAUGGCAUUGGCGUACCAUCACUCAGCAUUUUGCUUGUGGAAAUUAUCAAAUUGUUGUAUCAUGCAAAAGCAAAGAAUCCUGUAAUUUUUAGAAUUGGUAGUAGUGGUGGUAUUGAUGUAGAACCAGGAACUGUGGUAAUCACAAAUGGGGCAGUUGACGAAUUAAUGAGACCUUUCUUUGAAAUUCCAAUUUGCGGGAAACUGGUUCGCAGACCCUCAGAAUUCGAUCAAAAUUUAGCGAUUGAAUUAAAAGCUCUAGCCCUUCCUGAGGAUAAUUUUCAAACCAAAGUGGGUAAAACGAUGUGUGCUACUGAUUUUUACGAAGGACAGGGUCGUCGAGAUGGAGCUUUCUGUUGCUUUACGGAAGCUGAGAGAAUAGGAUAUCUCGAUAAAUUGAAAAACCAUGGUGUCCUUAAUAUUGAGAUGGAGUGCGUUUGUUUUGGAGCUCUUACUCAUUUCGCUGGAAUCAAAUCCGGUAUAGUCUGUGUGGCAUUAUUAAAUCGCUAUAAUGGUGACCAGAUUUCUGUACCGAAGGAUGUACUUCAAGAAUUUGAAAAAAGACCUCAAGCAUUGGUCCUUCGUUAUAUACGAAAGUGUCUUCAAGAAAAGAAUCAGAAUUCUUCAUGAACUUCAUAAAAUUGCAAAAAUCAGGACUCCUAGAAAUAUUGGCUCUUGGAGAUUAAAAAUAGAACUAUAUUACUAGUAUGCUCAUAUAUUACGAUUAUGUGCCUUUAGAUAGACAAAUUCUCUGUUUUCGAAAAAAAUGCUUUCAAAUUAUGCCUACUAAACUUUCAAAAAUAUUAUUUACGAUGUUUUUUAUCGAUUACUACCAUUUUUAAAAUAAAUAAACAACGAGGCCUUGAAAGUAAAGGUCAUAAAUA
Messenger RNA from Belonocnema kinseyi, 1439 nucleotides. RefSeq names its product uridine phosphorylase 2-like. Gene Ontology annotation, molecular function: uridine phosphorylase activity. The record is from RefSeq and is a predicted model, not a curated record. The transcript has 7 exons. Gene Ontology annotation, cellular component: cytoplasm; cytosol. The coding region runs from base 232 to 1185 and encodes 317 amino acids. Lineage: Eukaryota; Metazoa; Arthropoda; Insecta; Hymenoptera; Cynipidae. Gene Ontology annotation, biological process: uridine catabolic process; nucleotide catabolic process.